Patiria miniata (bat star) is the source of this 1017-nucleotide messenger RNA. RefSeq names its product allatostatin-A receptor-like. Gene Ontology annotation, cellular component: membrane. NCBI's taxonomy places the organism in Eukaryota, Metazoa, Echinodermata, Asteroidea, Valvatida, Asterinidae. The transcript has a single exon. The record is from RefSeq and is a predicted model, not a curated record. The coding region runs from base 1 to 1017 and encodes 338 amino acids. Gene Ontology annotation, molecular function: G protein-coupled receptor activity. Gene Ontology annotation, biological process: G protein-coupled receptor signaling pathway.
AUGGAGAAGAUUCUUGCAUUGUUGAUUUACAAGACUAUCAUCGGCAUCCUGGGCGUUUUAGGUAACGGACUGGUAUGCAUGGUUAUCGGCCGAGUGCCAGCCAUGCGAUCGCGUACAAACGCAUUUAUCCUCAACCAGGCGGUGAUUGAUUUCUUCGGCUCUGUGGUCAUCAUCUUGCAGACGGAUGUGCCGCUGCCGGACCCUCUUCCCAAUGACGCCGUCGGCUGGAUCUGGUGCCACAUCUGGAUCUCCAACUUCAUGAUCAUCAUCUUCUUCGUUUCCUCUACCUUCAACUUGCUCGCACUGACUUUGGAGCGCUACUUUGCCAUCGUGUACCCUUACAAAUACCAGUCCUGGUUCUCUUCAUACCCGCGGCUGAAGGUGGUUGUGACCAUUGCGUGCUGUUGGAUCUUUGGCGUGGCUAUCAAGAGCUACACCCUCAUGAUCGUGCAGGAAACUACUGACGGCAGAUGUGUCUCGCGUCCGAUCCCUGGUUCCAAAGCCAUCGGCAUCCUGACGGUGUUCUUGCAGUACAUCCUCCCGGUCUUUGUCAUGUUGUUUGCCUACAUCCACACCAGCGUGGAGUUGAAGCGGCAGGCUGCCCGAGUCGGCCCCUUAGUGCUCGGACACCGAGGCCAAUCAACAUCACCCGAACAUCGUGAUUCCAACCAGGUGCCCCAAGAGAAUCUCACGGCGUCCAUCCUCCGGGCAAGACGGAAUGUCUUCAAGACACUCAUGAUGGUCUUCGCCACUUUCCUCGUCUGUUGGUCCCCGAACCAGAUCCUCUUCUUGAUGUUCAACUUCGGCUGGGAGGUUAAGUUUAGCGACUGGUACUUCCUGCUGACGCUGGCCCUUGUCGCUACCAAUUCCUGCGUGAAUCCCUUCAUCUACGCACUCAAGUAUCAGCAGUUUCGCAGCGGGCUGCGGCAAGUCUUCUGCCGGGGCAGGCCCCGAGUGAACAGCAUUCCGCGUACGACAGAUAACACGGCCACAAGAACAACUGAACUGAACGCUUGA